AUGGGAACUACUAUCAAAUAUUAUGAAAAGUUUGGUGGUCGAGAACCGGGCGCCAAAAUUGUGCCGGUACUCAACACCAUGAGACGUACUACGAAAAAGAUAUUAACAUUUAUUUUUGGUGUACUUUUCGCUGUGAUAUAUUGUGAAUUUAUUAUUUACUAUGUUGUCGUCAUACAGUGUUCUUGGCCAGUUAUAAAGACGCCGUAUAAUGAAUCCCAGUCGCUCAAAGCGUUCAUCUUUGCUGAUCCACAUUUGCUAGGCCCACGGCAGGGCCAUUGGUUGGAUAAAUGGAGAAGAGAGUGGCAGAUGCACCAGGCAUUUCAGUCUAUAAUGCUACUACAUAGACCAGACGUGGUUUUUGUAUUGGGGGAUCUUUUCGAUGAAGGCGAGUGGAGUACUGAUAGGCAGUUUGCAGGCUAUGUAGCACGCUUCCAUGAAAUGUUUCCAGUGCCUGCAGAUACACAGAUGCAUGUACUUGCUGGAAACCAUGAUAUAGGCUUUCACAAUUAUAUAUCGAGACAAUCGGAUCAACGUUUUAAGAAGUAUCUUAAUACAACAUCAGUCCAGUUAAUAACUGUAAAAGAUAACCAUUUUGUUCUUAUUAAUUCUAUGGCAAUGCACGGCGAUUCCUGCGAGCUAUGCACUCAAGCUAGAAAUCACUUACUUAAAGUGGCUGGAAUAUUCAAAUGUGCACAAGAUCCAUUAUUCUGUUAUGAUGGCAUCAAGAAAAUUGAGUUUAGUAAACCGAUACUUAUGCAGCAUUUUCCGCUGUACAGAAGGUCAGACGCGGUUUGCACUGAUCCAGACGCGCCGCCAUUGCCUGAACGAAAUAAAGAAUUUAUACCGAGAUAUGACUCUUUGUCUAAAGAAGCUACAGACUUUCUAGUCUCUAGGGUGAAGCCUAAGGUCGUGUUUGGAGGUCAUACUCAUCAUGGGUGCCUACAGCAUCAUGUUUAUAAGAAUCCAGAACAUUUCGAGUUCGAAGAAUAUUCUGUGCCGUCGUUUUCAUGGAGAAAUAGACCUAAUCCGAAGUUUAUGCUGGUAACGAUAACACCCGAUGACUAUGCAGUGCAUAAAUGUGAGUUACCAAAGGAAACUACUAUAGUAAUGACAGGCAUCAUCAUGCUAUUUGCCGUUAUAUGGCUGACUACACAACGAAAACUCAUUGGUAGAUGA
Messenger RNA from Spodoptera littoralis (African cotton leafworm), 1176 nucleotides. The record is from the annotation of a GenBank genome assembly. Lineage: Eukaryota; Metazoa; Arthropoda; Insecta; Lepidoptera; Noctuidae.